ACUCCCCUGCCAGUGUGUGCAGGGGCCGGGGCUGAGAGACACGGACAGCCCUUCUGGGCUGACCUUAGCCUAGCAUCUGCUAAUGAUUCCCCACCUUGCCUCCACCUCUCUGCAGUGGGCUGUGUUUAAAAAGACUGUCCCGGAGUAGGCUGAGCUGGCUGGAGAGCAGAACUCACGAUGGGCAGCUUCCUUGGACCUGCAGCGCUCUUUCUGUUCCUCUUCCAGCCUGCGAGCCCGUUCUGGCUUUUAGAUGUGCUGUUCCCACCCAGUUCCACUCCAGAAGCUGCCCUCGCCAACAACACCCCUCCUGUGGUGCUUGUUAAAGGAAAGGCCAAGCUAAGACGACAGCCUGAUGUUGGUCAACUGGAUGUUAACUAUCAUAAAAGGCUAGAGGACUACUUCACCAUCUGGCUGAACCUCAACAUGUUCCUGCCUCUGGGGGUGGACUGUUGGAUUGAUAAUACCAGGGUGGUAUACAACAGGACAACCCAGAGAAUGUCCAAUGCACCAGGUGUCCAUGUCCGAGUCCCUGGGUUUGGCAAAACCUACUCUGUGGAAUAUCUGGACAGCAGUAAACUGGUUGGGUAUAUGCACACCCUGGUGCAACAUCUGGUCAAUAAUGGCUAUGUGAGAGAUCACACUGUGAGAGCUGCUCCUUAUGACUGGAGGACUGGACCCAAUGAUCAAGAAGAAUACUUCCACAACCUUCGUGCCCUUGUGGAGGAGAUGUAUGAUGCCUACCAGAAGCCAGUCUUCCUCAUGGGCCACAGCCUGGGCAACCUUCUUAUCCUGUACUUCCUGCUGCAGCAGCCACAGGACUGGAAAGACCAUUUUGUCCAAGGCUUCAUCUCUCUUGGGGCUCCCUGGGGGGGAGCUGUGAAGUCCUUGAGAGUCAUGGCUUCAGGUACCAACCAAGGCAUCCCGAUCAUGUCCAGCGUCAAGCUACGUGAAGAACGGCAACUGACCACCAGUAAUCCAUGGUUGUUCCCAACUGGAAUGGCUUGGCCAGAUACUCACACCUUCAUCUCUACUCCCUUCCACAAUUACACAUUACGUGACUACAAAAACUUCUUCACUGAUAUCAACUUUGAGGAUGGCUGGUACAUGUGGAAUGAUACUAAGGACCUUCUGAAAGGACUGCCCCCUCCAGGUGUGGAGGUGUACUGUCUGUAUGGCACUGAGCAACCCACUCCAGUGACCUAUAUCUAUGAUGAUCGCUUCCCCUAUGAGGACCCUGUGGAUAUGGUGUACGGGGAUGGGGAUGACUCCGUCAACAAGGGCAGCCUAGAACUGUGUAAGCGGUGGCAUGGUCAGCAGAAAGAAAAGGUGCACGUUAUGGAGAUGCCUGGGGUUGAGCAUCUCAACUUGGUCUUUAAUAACCUCACCUUGACCUAUGUCAAUGAAAUCCUGCUUGGAAGCUUUGGGAAUACUACAACUGCAGAGGAUGAAGGAGGAGAGGAAGAGAAAGGCCCUUUAGAAAUGCAUCCCACAGCCAGAUGAAAGAAGUGAAGGAUGCCGAUGGCAGCCCGGGUGCUCCCAGGUGCCCAUUGGGAACUAAACAAAAUGGUGGCCUGUACUUAUCUAAAUAGCUUCAUCUUCUUUUAGGUUGCGGGGGAAGAAGUGUGCUUUACUAUGGUACAGAAGCAUGGUCACUCUUUUGCUCUAUCAUAUCUACACUGCAAUAUAUGCUACAUCCAUAGGCACUGUUACUAAUACUUCCCCCAGCCCUUUUAUUCCGAUAGGGAAAGAUUGCAAAAACCCUCUUGGCAAUUAGCUACUUCAUAUACUGCACUGGCAAUGAGAUCGGAAGGCAUAAGGGUUCGUGCUUUUCUAAUUCUGUCUGAACUGAGGCUAUUGAGGUAUGAGCGUGGUUAUGUUUGCUCCACUUUAAGACACCUGGCAAGCAGAGAGUUGCUGGAAAAAGCAAAAUAUUCCCUGUUUUUGGUAGGCUCCACCCUACUUUAUAUGGAUGGCAAGCAGGGGGCUGGUCCACAAUCUUGCCACUAGAACAGUGGUUCUCAACCUUCCCAAUGGCUACGACCCUUUAAUACAGUUCCUCAUGUUGUGGUGACCCCCAACCCUAACAUUUAUCCAUUUUAUAGAUGGAGAACACUGAUGCAGAGAGUCUUAGGUGACCCCUGUGAAAGGGUCGUUCGACCCCCAAAGGGGUCCCGACCCCCAGGUUGAGAACCACUGGACUAGAAGACUGACUGGCUCCCACUGCUGGACUAUGCAUUCUCACAGAAUGGUUCAGUUAUAUAGACAAAUGCCAAUUUCUUAAAGUCUGCGAGCUUGGAUUUGCCUUGCUCAUCCUGGCUGUCUGGUGGGGCAGGAGUAGUUUGUAAAACAAAGGUAAGGUCAGACUGAAACUCCCUUUCCCAUUCAACUCUUGAUAGGAGAGGAACUCUCCUUUUGAUCACCCUCCCGAAUGGGGAGUUGUUUACCUUGGCAGUUUUCGCAUCCUUGCGUAACUUCUGUUAGUUGUGAGCUUAAGUGCAAAAAUUAUGUUAUCUGGAAAGUUAAAUUCCACAAUGUUGUUGCAAUACAACAUGACCAAAGGCUGGAUUUAUGAGAUACUAUUGAUUUAUGUAACAAAGACUUCAUUCAGUGCAAGUGGAAACGGCUUCAAGUCAAGGGGAUGACCCCAUGUCCUCAGAUGCUGAGGAGAGUAGUGAUGGAAAUAGGUGAUAAAAGGACGGGUGUUGGGGCAGAGUGUGAACACACCCCGACCUUGCAUCUAUGUGGAGACGCUGUGCUAAGAUUCUACACCACACAGUCCACAGCAGAAAUCAGGCAGGGUAAUGCUGCGCAUUUCCAGAGAUGCCACUCAUCUAGUGCUUUGUGAACUGAUUUACUAUUGGGAAAGAUGUUGCCAAUCUUUUAUGUAGUGCUUCCUUCUGAAAUACAAAUGACAUCAUAAAAGUCCUCUAUUUGAAAAA
This is a messenger RNA of Sphaerodactylus townsendi, 2939 nucleotides long. RefSeq names its product lecithin-cholesterol acyltransferase (gene LCAT). Gene Ontology annotation, biological process: lipid metabolic process. The record is from RefSeq and is a predicted model, not a curated record. The coding region runs from base 178 to 1500 and encodes 440 amino acids. Lineage: Eukaryota; Metazoa; Chordata; Lepidosauria; Squamata; Sphaerodactylidae. Gene Ontology annotation, molecular function: phosphatidylcholine-sterol O-acyltransferase activity. The transcript has 6 exons.